AUGGUGCGGCAGCGUCGCCUCUACACCACCGCACCGUCUCCAAGCCUCAACGGCAGCGGCGGCUCCGCCAGCGCCGCGAGCCACCACCACCACCACGGUGGUGGCAUAAAAAGCGGCGGCAGCAACUCGGCAACCGCGCAGUAUUUGUCCAACAGCGGCGCAGCGUUAAACCACCACGGUGGCGGCAACAGCAGCGGCUCGUCGAGCAGCGCCAACGCAGCGAACAGGCAAUCAAAAACGGCCCCGGCAAUGAAGAUGAAGGUGAAGAAGGGCAAGGCAGCUUGGCGGGUGAAGCGCAAGCGCACCUCGGCAAAGUCUGCCUCGGCAAAUACAGCCUCGUCCGCCGUCGCAGGCUCCUCCGGCUCGUCGCCUAGCAGCGGCAACAACACAAGCAGCAGCAGCAGCAGUAACAGCAACGCAGGCUCCGCAGCUGCCCAGAGUAGUGGCAGCCCUGGCGGCAGCGGCGGCGGGGGUUCUGGUCGUAGCAGCCGAAGCACCAAUCGCAGGACAUCGUCGGCUCGCGCACGGGUGGCGGCGCGUCGUCGCAAGAGCAAAGCACGAUCAGCAUCGGCCGCCUCCGCCACGUCCGUUAACGCGAACUCUGGUCAGACGUCGACCGCUACCGGUGCUGCCGUGAAGGCGAAGGGGAGCAGCGUCGCUCGCAAAAAGCUCCUGUCUGGAAAAGGCAGUCACCGUCAUGUUGCUGGUACUAGUGGUGGUCGCGCGAGUAGUAGUGGGGGUGCAGCAGCGAGCAAGAGCAGCACGGCGUCCCCGCCUUCCCGCUCUUCGUCGGCAUCCAAAGUCCUCUCGCGAUCGAAAGCGAAGCGGCAGAAGAUUCGCAUCUGCGUGCUCACGAGCAGCUACGAGGGGGCCGACUCCGCCACCGCCGACGUCGACAACUACUGGUGCACGCCGCAGCACUACAUGAAGAAGGACCGACAAAAGUACACCUUUGCCGACGUCGCACUGAAGAAAAGCGACUCGUACCGCACCGUGCGGGAGUUGGUGACGUCGAACAAGUAUGACGUCUUCUUCAACCUGUGCGAUGGCAGCCGAGAUGAGAAGCGGGCCGGCGUGGACGUGGUGCAGGCCCUCGAGGAGUUCAACGCCGCCUUCACCGGCACCGACUCCAACAGCUUCGAGCCGAGCAAGAUCGAUAUGAAGCUGAUGGUAGGGACGAGCGGGGUGAAGGUGCCGAACUUCGUCCUCCUCAAGAGCGAGGAGAGCCUCGCCAAGAAGUGUCGGCAUCUCAAGUUCCCGGUCAUCGUGAAGCACCUGUCAGGCUACGCCUCCGUCGGCAUCAACAAGGACAACCGGUGUGACAACCUGGAUCAGCUCAAGACGAAGGUGCGCACCUUCCUGAAGGAGUACAACCACGCCCUGGUGGAGGAGUUUAUUCGGGGGCGGGAGGGCACGGUGCUGGCCUGCGCCGACGCCGGCAGCCCCUUCGCCGUGAAGGUCUUCAAGCCGCUCAUGUUCAACUUUCUGCAGGACGGCGACGACUUCGCCUACUUUGAGAAGAAGUGGACGAUGGAGUGCAACGACGAGGCGUACGGCUUCCUGCCGACCUCCGACCCGGCCUACCAGGCCAUCAUCGACAUGGCGCGCAACGCCCACAAAUAUAUUAUGAACGGCGUCGGCUACGGCCGGAUAGACUUCCGCAUCGACGAGCAGAGCGGGGUUCCGUACUUUCUGGAGAUCAACCCGAACUGUGGCAUGUGGUACUCCCCGAAGGAUGGGGGUGACUUCGCGGAUGUGAUGGUGGAGGGCGACCCGCACUGGAACCACGAGCGCUUUGUCGCCAACGCCGUGUCGCGUGCGCUGCGGGAGCGGGCGGCGCGCAAGCCGUGGUACUUCAUCAGCCACGACCGCAACGGCCAGUUCUCUACCCGGGCGAGCAGGACGGUGGCGGCGGGGAAGUGUCUGUUCGGCGAUGCGAACCACGCCAUCCCGGUGGUGUCCAAAGCGCUGUACAAGCUCGGCGAAGAGGACCCGACGGUGGGCUGCGUCAUCUGCCGCGGCGACGGCGUCCACCACGCCGUGGCGCUGCGGCACUCCUGCGAGCCGAACAUGCAGUUUGUGCACGGCCGCACGCUGCUCUUUGCGGCCAAGCGCCAGAUCAACGUCGGCGAGGAGCUGACGGUGGACUACGCGACGCUGCGGGACGAGUCGAUGCCGCACUUCGUGUGCAGCUGCGGUACACAGAACUGUCGCAGCGUCAUCUUCCCGAUGCCGGCCACCGCGCGCACCGUGGAGGCGAAGGCCAUGAAGCGAUUGCUGCGGGAGAAGAGACAGGUGUGGUUGAAAGAGAAGGCCGAUCGGGAGGCGGAACGGAUUCUAAAGAAGCGCAGUUCGUCUUCGACCGCGAGCAGUGCGUCAUCGGCAAGCAGCAACGGCAACAGUAGCAGUGUGAGUGCGUUGGCUUCCAGUUCUGGUGGUGGCAGCAGCGGCGGCGGUGGGGGCAGCAAGUAA
Molecule: messenger RNA, 2472 nt
Organism: Leptomonas pyrrhocoris
Lineage: Eukaryota; Euglenozoa; Kinetoplastea; Trypanosomatida; Trypanosomatidae
Exons: 1
Coding region: 1-2472 (823 amino acids)
Biological process (GO): peptidoglycan biosynthetic process
Molecular function (GO): metal ion binding; protein binding; D-alanine-D-alanine ligase activity
Source: RefSeq, a predicted model, not a curated record